AUGACUGUGGCUUAUUCCCUGGAGAAUCUCAGGAAGAUUAGUAAUGCCCUAGUGGGUGAUCAACUGGCUAAAGUAGAGUACUUCCUGGCCCCAAAGUGUCUGAUUUUCCAGUUCCUGGUGGCCAUUAGGCCGGAUGAUAGGGUGGCAUUGAAGAAUGCGAAGUUGGAUUUGUUGUAUACUCUUUUACACCUGGAACCGCAACAAAGAGAUAUGGUAGGCACAUCGUACCUUGAUACUGUCUCUGCGAUCUACAAGUCCAUGACUCUGGCAAGAAGUUUUGCCCAGAAUGAGUCUUUGACCAACUAUAAGUACGUGAAACUUCUGAAUUUGUGUGCAGAAGUCUACCCCAAUUGCGAGUUUUCAGACCUACAGUACCUUCAGAAGGGGUUUAUCCAUUUGGUCAACAAUAAAUUUUUGAGAGGCUUAUGCAGUGCUAAUGAAGUUACUACAAUUAUUGAACUGUUGAAAUUCUUUUCACUUGUGGACGAGGAAAGGGACGGUGGUUCUGAUCUGACGGAUCCUAUGAAGCAAGAAAGGGAAGUGACAGAAAUUUCGCACUAUCAAGAUUUUAAUAUGGCGGAUUCUCUUGAACAGAUAAUAGUCAAGACUUCCACGAAGUACCUGGACCAAAUAAGCCUCAAAUACAUAGUGAGACUCAAGGUUUCCAGGCCAGCGUCGCCCUCCAGUGUCAAAAACGAUCCAUUCGAUAAUAAGGGUGUGGACUGCACCCGCGCAAUUCCUAAAAAAAUUAACAUCUCUAGUGUUUAUGACUCAAGUUUACUGUCAUUGGGGUUACUGCUUUAUUUGAGGUACUCUUAUGUGAUACCAGACGAUAGGAAACUGUGGAAUGACCUGACCUUCAAGGCAUUUAUUCUGGGCCUUUUAAAGAGUGAUGAUGUAAAUAUCAGAUGCAUUUCCUUAAAGUUCUUAUUGCAUCCAUACCUUACAGAGGAUAAAAGAUGGGAGGAUUCGCGUACUCUGGAAAAAAUACUGCCAUAUCUCGUUGAAUCGUUCAACUACGACCCAUUACCUUGGUGGUUUGAUCCAUUCGAUUCACUAGAUUCUUUGGUAGUACUAUAUAACGAAACUACUCCAAUGAAUAAUCCCGUACUCGCCACCCUGGCCCAUACAAACGUCGUAUUUUGUAUUCUGUCUCGUUUUUCUCAAUGCCUUUCUUUACCACAACAGAACGAGUCUUCUUUGAGAACGACUACAAAGUUCAUCAAACUGUGCGCCUCCUUUGCAGCCUCGGACGAAAAAUACCGUCUAUUAUUAUUGAACGAUAAGUUGUUAUUAAACCACUUAGAAUACGGGCUGGAAUCACACAUUACUUUGAUACAAGAUUUUAUAUCAAUGAAGGAUGACAUAAGAGAAACGGUUGCCGAGACUCAUUUUAUGUGUUUACCUCCCAUAUAUGACCACGAGUUUGUGGCAGCUUGGUUACGAUUGCUGAAGUCAUUCUCAAGAAGCGUUUCUGCCCUUAGGACGACUUUGAAAAGAAAUAAAAUAGCACAGCUACUUUUACAAAUUUUGACUAAAACAUAUACCUUAACGAAGGAAUGCUAUUUUGCUGGACAAAAUUUUAUGAAACCGGAAAUCGGAAUUAUGGGCAUUACGCUGGGUAGCAUUUGUAAUUUUGUGGUGGAGUUCUCUAAUUUACAAUCAUUCAUGUUGAGAAACGGUAUAAUUGACAUAAUCGAAAAAGUGUUAUCAGAUCCUUUAUUCAACUCAAAGAAAGCCUGGGAAGAUGACGAAAAUGAAAGAAGAAUCGCUUUGCAAGGUAUACCAGUACACGAAGUAAAGGCAAACUCUUUGUGGGUGUUAAGGCAUUUAAUGUACAACUGUCAGAACGAGGAGAAGUUCCAACUUUUAGCCAAAAUCCCAAUGACUUUAAUCCUAGAUUUUAUUAAUGAUUCGUGUUGGGCAGUACAAGCUCAGUGUUUCCAGCUCCUUAGAAACUUGACUUGUAACUCAAGAAAAAUUGUUAAUAUCCUCCUGGAAAAAUUCAAAGAUGUUGAAUACAAAAUCGAUCCCCAAACAGGUAAUAAAAUUAGCAUCGGUUCGACGUAUCUUUUUGAGUUCUUAGCAAGGAAAAUGAGACUAUUAAAUCCACUGGAUACCCAACAAAAGAAGGCAAUGGAAGGUGUUUUAUACAUAAUUGUCAACUUGGCUGCAGUAAACGAGAACAAAAAGCAACUGGUAAUCGAACAAGACGAAAUACUGAACAUUAUCAGCGAAAUAUUGAUGGAAACUACAAACGAUAAUUCACGUUAUGGCAACGACAGUAAUUUGAAGUUAGCGUGCCUAUGGGUCCUAAAUAAUUUACUUUGGAAUUCAUCUGUUUCACAUUAUACUCAAUAUGCGAUUGAAAAUGGUCUGGGACCGGGACAUUCACCAAGUGAUUCUGAAAAUCCACAAUCAACGGUCACGAUAGCGUAUAAUGAACCAGUUGCUGGUGGAUAUUCCAGAGGAAAGUAUUUUGACGAGCCGGAUGGCGAUGAUAGCAGUAGUAAUGCCAAUGAUGACGAUGAUGAUGAUGGUGAUGAUGAUGAUGACGAUGAAGGCGACGAGUUUGUUCGUACUCCCGCAGCGAAAGGUAGCACUUCGAAUGUACAAGUUACACGGGCUACGGUGGAAAGAUGUAGAAAAUUGGUGGAUGUAGGUCUAUACGAUUUAGUCAAGAAGAACAUUACUGACGAAUCGCUAUCUGUUAGAGAAAAGGCAAGAACGUUGCUGUAUCAUAUGGACUUGCUUUUGAAAGUUAAAUGA
Molecule: messenger RNA, 2769 nt
Organism: Saccharomyces eubayanus
Lineage: Eukaryota; Fungi; Ascomycota; Saccharomycetes; Saccharomycetales; Saccharomycetaceae
Gene: VID28
Product: glucose-induced degradation complex subunit VID28
Exons: 1
Coding region: 1-2769 (922 amino acids)
Biological process (GO): proteasome-mediated ubiquitin-dependent protein catabolic process
Cellular component (GO): GID complex
Source: RefSeq, a predicted model, not a curated record